UUGACAUAUAUUUUGAUCGACGCCAUUUUUGUUCGGCUCAUCUUCACCCUCAGCAGAGAUGUUGACAAAGUUUGGGAAAAAAGCGACAACUCUUUUCCAUUUCUGUUCAGGGCAAAGCUCCGGCCGCUCAGUGCUGCUGAAGUCGAGGAUCAUGUCUUUAACUUCAGUGAGCUGUCCCACAGUCCCACUUUCCAAUGGUCUGCGCAUUCCAAUACUGGGAUUAGGCACAUCACACCGCGGUGGAUACUGUCAUGAUGCUGUUGUGUAUGCGCUCACUGACUGCGGCCUGCGACACAUCGACACAGCAAAGUACUACGGCUGUGAGGAGGAGCUGGGAAAGGCUAUCAAAGAAAGUGGAGUGCCGCGGAGUGAUCUGUGGAUCACCAAUAAACUGUGGUCCGCAGACUAUGGAUACGAAUCUGCAAAAAAGACCUGCCUUGACUCCUGCUCGAACAUGGGGCUUGAAUAUUUUGAUCUGUACCUGCUGCACUGGCCAGACGCGAUGAGACCUGGUUGUUCCAACAGGGAGAUAAGAGCUGAGACCUGGAGAGCUCUGGAGGAACUUUACAAGGACGGGGUGUGCCGCGCUAUUGGGGUGAGCAACUUCGUGGUCCACCACCUGGAGCAGCUGAAGGAAGACUGUAGCGUGGUGCCACAUGUUAACCAGAUGGAGUACCAUCCUUUCCAGCAGCCCAAAGACCUGAUGGAUUACUGCCGUCAGGAGGGGAUUGUGUUCACAGGGUUCAGUCCUCUGGCAAGGGGUGAACUCCUAAGCAACCCCGUUGUUUGCCAGAUAGCGGAAAAGCAUCAACGUACCCCCUCUCAGAUCUGCAUUCGCUGGAGUAUUCAGACCGGAAUUGUUACGAUACCGAAAUCCACCAAAAAGAGCAGGGUGCAAGAAAACUGGGAGGUGUUGAAGUUUCAGCUGGAGGAGGCGGACAUGGCCGCUUUGACGAGUUUGCAUGAUGGAAGACGUGUUUCUUGGGAUCCAGCAACUGUGGAGUAACAAAACGUAGAAAAGCGUGAGGUGUGUUUAGCCAAGAACCAGUUUUACGAGGAGACUCCAUGAUGUAAAGUUCAUACAUCUCCAGCUGCCUCUUCUGAAAAGGGUAAACCCAUCGGCACGUGUACACAAACUGCACACACACAGAAGGAUGGAAGAAGUUCAGAGUGGGUGUCUUGGUGGGAUUUUUCACUAGAUGUCUGUCUUGCAUGGUCACUCAAGUUUUUGAGGAUUUAACUGUACUUCAAGGGAUAUUCAGUGACUUGGAAAUGUUCUCGUGUCCAUUCCCUGACUAAUGUUUUGACUGUUCUUUUGUCUUCAUGGCGUUGGCAGGACUACGGAUGCACCAGUGGCUGGACCUUUCAGAUCCACGUCUUCAUGCUGCGUUCAUUCAAUAACUGUGUGACUUCCUGCACCAAUAGGCUGCACCUGUGUAGAAUUAGGCGAAUCACUCUAAAGGAGAUGAAUAUUUAUGCAAUGCCUUAUUAGAUACUUCACAGUUCUAAUAAAAUGACAUGACUUUGUAAAAAUCUGUCCUCACUUUGACACAGUUUGUUUUGUUGGAAAUAAAUGCAAAAAAAAAAAAAAAAAAAAGCCUGAAUAAUUAAUAAUUUAUAGGAACUGUAAAGCAAGGCAGACUGGAUAUUGCAAUCAUAGGUCAGUAGAUGAUAUUGUAAAAAAAUCUAAAUAAAUAUUAGCCUUUGCAGAAA
Molecule: messenger RNA, 1713 nt
Organism: Stegastes partitus (bicolor damselfish)
Lineage: Eukaryota; Metazoa; Chordata; Actinopteri; Pomacentridae
Product: prostaglandin F synthase
Exons: 9
Coding region: 59-1006 (315 amino acids)
Source: RefSeq, a predicted model, not a curated record